AUGAGUGACAGUCUGCCGCAGAAUGAACGACCUUUCAGUGCUGAACCCAGAUACUCCAGAGCAACCCUCCAACAGCAGUUCGUGGAGAUCACAAACACAAAUGUGCCCACGGCUACCAAGUACUUGGAGCUCCACGAGUAUAACCUCAACAAGGCUAUCGACGGAUACCUCAGCGCAGCCACCAGCACGUCUAAGAAACUGUCCAGAGCCAAGCCAGACCCCAAAAUCGCCGCAAUUUUUGAUAAGUACAAGGACGCCAGCGACCCAGACAAGAUCGACAUCAACGGCACGUUGCAGUACCUCGAGGACUUGGGCAUCGAACCAGAAGAUCCGUUGAGCUUGACACUAGCAUACUUUCUCCACAGCCCCAGCGUGGGAGUAUUCUUGAAGAGCGAAUUCCUCGCCAGAUGGAACGGAAAGGCCUCCGACUUGCCUGGCAUGAGCAAGUACAUCAAGACGUUCCACGAGAACACCAUCCACAGCACCAAGGACCAGGACGGGGACGAGGAUUUCCACAAGUUGUACGACUUCACUUUUGGCUUCUUGAUGGAGUUGGAAAACCAGAAGUUGUUGGACUACGAAUUGGCCAUAGAAUACUGGAAGCUCUUGUUGCCCAUAGUGAUAUCCGUGAGUGGAGCUGACACAGAUACAGUGGAGCACAUCAACAAGCGAACCCAGCAGUGGUACGACUUCGUCUCCAACGAGUAUACCAGGGCCUUUUCUAAAGAUAGCUGGUCCAUGUUUUAUUUGUUCUUCAAGGAAAUCGUGGUGUCUGAUCCCGUUGGAUUCAAGGACUAUGACGAGAUGGCAGCGUGGCCCAGCGUGAUGGACGAAUACAUCGAGUACUUGAAGGAAAAUGAAUUGUUGAAUGAACCGCAAUAA
Messenger RNA from Suhomyces tanzawaensis NRRL Y-17324, 882 nucleotides. RefSeq names its product NEDD8 ligase. NCBI's taxonomy places the organism in Eukaryota, Fungi, Ascomycota, Pichiomycetes, Serinales, Debaryomycetaceae. The coding region runs from base 1 to 882 and encodes 293 amino acids. Gene Ontology annotation, cellular component: ubiquitin ligase complex. Gene Ontology annotation, molecular function: ubiquitin-like protein binding; cullin family protein binding; ubiquitin conjugating enzyme binding. The record is from RefSeq and is a predicted model, not a curated record. Gene Ontology annotation, biological process: positive regulation of ubiquitin-protein transferase activity; protein neddylation. The transcript is spliced from 2 exons.